Molecule: messenger RNA, 2156 nt
Organism: Mercurialis annua (annual mercury)
Lineage: Eukaryota; Viridiplantae; Streptophyta; Magnoliopsida; Malpighiales; Euphorbiaceae
Product: probable WRKY transcription factor 47
Exons: 6
Coding region: 78-1622 (514 amino acids)
Biological process (GO): regulation of DNA-templated transcription
Molecular function (GO): DNA-binding transcription factor activity; sequence-specific DNA binding
Source: RefSeq, a predicted model, not a curated record
UAUCACAAUACAAAUACUUGUAAGUUGAAAAGCCUGUACAACUACUACUUUCUAUCUUCGUAUUAAUUAAUUUAGUCAUGGAAAAAAAAGAAGUUCAAGAAUUGACAUUCUUGAACUCCGGUAAUUAUUUCCUCAAGAAUUCCGAUCGACUAACUGAGAAAUCGAUUAUGGAUCGCGGUAAAUCAAUGAUUCAAGAAGUCGAUUUCUUUUCGAGUGAUCGGAGUAGUCAUGAUCAUCAUCAUCAUCUUAAUCAAGAAAUGAAAGAUUCAUCUUCUUCAGCUCUUGUUGUUGCUGAUUCUGUUAACACUGGUUUAAAUCUCUUGACCUCGAGUUCUGGAUUCUCAGAAACAGCUUAUGGAAAUAAAUCCAAUAUUAAUGAAAUGAGAAAACUCGAAACGGAGUUGAAGAAAUUACACGACGAGAAUACGAAGUUACGGAGCAUGUUAGAUCAGAUUACGAGGAGUUACAAAGAGUUACGAGCUCAACUACUGAUAGUAAUGCAAAAACAAGCACAUGGGAACCGAAUAGAGCAGGGGUUCAUUUAUGACGAUGUGAUACAGAAAGUUGAAUCAAAUGGUACAUUUAAUCCUUUAAUGCCUGGCCAACGGUUUAUGGACCCACGCCCGUCUGAUACAUUAGAUGUCAACGAUGAUCCUUCGGUAUCUGAUGAUAAUAAUAAGACACGAGACGUUUCAGUUUCUCCGGCGAACACUGAAGCUAUGUCUCAAGUAAAUGGUAAACAAGGUUUUGGAGAAGACGGCGGUGAUCAGACUUGCCAAAGUUGGGGAACGCCUAAAGGUCAGAGAUUAUUAGAACCGGAAAACAAAGGCGGUGGUGAUGAUCAAGUUCCUUUUAAGAAGGCUAGAGUGUCUGUUAGAGCAAGAUCAGAGGCUCCUAUGAUUACUGAUGGAUGUCAAUGGAGGAAAUAUGGUCAAAAAAUGGCGAAGGGAAAUCCUUGUCCACGUGCAUAUUAUCGUUGCACCAUGGCUGCUGGAUGUCCAGUUCGUAAGCAGGUGCAAAGAUGUGCAGAGGACAAGACAAUUCUAAUCACAACAUACGAAGGAAAUCACAGUCAUCCUCUUCCUCCGGCAGCCACAGCUAUGGCUAACACCACAUCAGCCGCCGCGGCAAUGCUUCUCUCCGGUUCAACCACAAGCAAAGAAGGCCUACCGUUAAAAACCAACACAUUCUUCCCUUCGUUUCCUUGUGCUUCAACAAUGGCUACUCUAUCAGCCUCUGCACCAUUUCCAACUAUAACUCUCGACUUGACACAGAACCCAAACCCUAUGACGCCCUUCUUUCGUGCUCCUCAAGCAACUGCAUUUCCUAUUCCUUUGCAUGGCUGUCCACAAUUAUUAGGCCACCCUAUGUAUGUCCCACCUAAGCUACCAUCGGCUGCAGCCAUUCCGUACCGGCACGCUUCUAUGGUUGAGACGGUUAGUGCAGCGAUUGCAUCUGACCCGAAUUUCACUGCUGCCCUAGCAGCAGCGAUCUCUUCUAUCAUUGGUGCACCCAGAAGCAAUGAUGGAAGCAGCAACAAUAGUGCACAAAACGGGUUAACCGGAAUAAUGCCAGGAUCCCCUCAACUUCCUCAAUCUUGCACCACUUUCUCCACCAAUUAAGAGCAACUACUGGUGUGUGUCUCUGGUCUUUUUUACUUCCUUCUUUCAUUUGAGAGGGGGACGAUAGCACCGAUGAGUAUAGACCUUAAAUAGAUCACCGAAUUGUCACUUAACUAGACCGGGAUAUGUACUGAGAUUAUUGUGUCGAGUUUUAUUCAAGUUGGUUGAGAAUUGAAUCUUUGUUUUGAGUGUUGUUGAUGGCAGUACAACCAGGGUUUUAGAGAUGAAUACUUUAUAAUAGUGAGGCCAAAAUUGACGAAAAUGAAAUAAUUUGGGCAUGGAUUUGGGUGAUAAUAUUAAUAGGUGGUGAUAGAUGGUACAAGUGUUAUUGCUUAGUAUGGUGAGCUAUUUGAAAGCUUAGAGUGAGGUGUAAGAAUGAACGGUGUAUGAAACUAGAAUGUGAUGUAUUUGGUAAAGAAUAUAUAAGUUAAUAAUUGGAGAUAUGUAAAUAAAUAAAGUUCAAAUGAGACGUGAUGAACAAGAAAUAUAUAUUCUUGAUGUAAGAGAAAUACAAUGAGACAUCAUUUUCUAUUA